AUGCCGGCCGCAAGACCUUCUGAGGGCCACUGCACGUCGCUGCAGGAGGCGCCUCACACCUGUACAGUUAAGGAGGUGUUGGAGUACCACCAAACAUCUUUGGAAACCGGUCUGUCCACUGAAGUCGUCGAGGAGCGCCUUGAACGUUUUGGGCCAAAUGAGUUGCAGCACGAAGAAGGAAAGAGCAUUUUCCAACUUAUCUUGGAGCAGUUCCAGGAUCUUCUCGUCAGGAUUUUAUUGGCAGCAGCAGUAGUCAGUUUUGUAUUGGCGGUUGUCGAGGGGGGCGAGGGAGGUAUCGCAGCUUACGUGGAGCCGCUUGUGAUUCUCAUCAUCCUCUUCCUUAACGCCGCCGUGGGGGUUUGGCAGGAGUCGAACGCGGAGAAGGCCCUAGUUGCUUUGAAGCAGUUACAGCCGCAACAGGCUCGCGUCUGCCGCGCAGGAACAUGGCGCUGUGUUUCUGCCGCGACGUUAGUGCCAGGUGACCUCGUGGACCUUCGUUGUGGGGACAAGGUCCCUGCGGACUGCCGCGUGGUGGAACUCAAGACGGCAUCGUUUAGAGUGGAGCAGAGCCAGCUUACAGGCGAAAGUGUUGCAGUGCUGAAGGACGCGGAGGCGUUGCCUGCGUCUAUGCGCGACUGCGAAAUCCAGUCCCAGCGUUGUCUGUGCUUCAGCAGCACGACUGUAGCCAGGGGAAGGGCCCUCGCAGUGGUUGUAAGGACAGGCAUGGCCACCCAAAUCGGUCUUAUUCAGGCCGCUGUGCACGAAGCAGGAGAAUCGGAUGACACGCAGAGUCCUCUACAGCAGAAGCUAGAUGAGUUUGGCGAAGCUCUUAGCAAGGUCAUUUGCGCCGUGUGUGUCGUUGUAUGGCUCAUAAACAUCGGGCACUUCAGCGACGCUGUGCACGGGAGUGCGCUGCGGGGUUGCAUAUAUUACUUUAAAAUAGCGGUGGCGUUGGCUGUUGCUGCCAUUCCCGAGGGUCUGCCGGCUGUCAUCACCACUUGCUUGGCGCUUGGAACGCGGAAGAUGGCCAAGAAGAAUGCAAUUGUUCGGAGGUUGCAGAGUGUAGAGACACUCGGAUGCACAACUGUCAUCUGCUCGGACAAGACCGGCACUCUGACUACGAACGAAAUGACAUGCGUCCGAUUCUGUGUACUCGGCCAAAACGAAUCAGAGGUUGAUGUGUUCACCGUUGACGGUACUGGCUUCUGCGCCAUCGGCAGCGUAUCUAGGGAGAUGCGGGGUGGCGUGAAAGGACCGCAGUCGCUGUCAGGGCAUCAGGCGGUUUUGACUUGGCUCUGUCGCUGCGCCUCCAUUUGCAACGAGGCCCACCUUAAUGCCGCUCCGGGAGCGUCGGCAGAUCACUACGAGCGGAUGGGCGAACCCACAGAAGCAGCACUGCUGGUGCUUGUGGAGAAGCUCGGGCUUUUCUCCGAUGAACAGAUCGCCUCGCGAGCAAACACCAAACGCACGGAUGCGACGCCAACACCCUUCUGCGACUAUUGGAAGGGCGAAUACAAGGACUUGGCCACCUUGGAGUUUAGCCGAGACAGGAAGAGCAUGAGUGUUUUGUCUCGCAACGUUAAGACGAAGAACAACGAGCUCUUUGUUAAGGGUGCGCCGGAAACUCUUCUUACAAGGUGUGAGACGAUGAUGCUUCCGGACGGCAGCGUAGUGCCUCUAACGGAAGUGGCACGUAAAGUGAUCCUAGCAGACGUCGCUGGGAUGGCCCGUGGGGCUCUGCGCACGUUGGCUUUGGCUGUUCGUUUGGAUGCGGGUCCGCUUGCUACCUAUGGGGAAGACGAGGCGAACCAGACGGCCUCACGCAACCUCCUUGAGGAUCAGGCAGGAUAUGCUGCCCUCGAAAGCAGCCUCUGCUUUAUCGGUGUUGUUGGCCUCUUCGAUCCUCCUAGGCCGGAAGUGGGCAACGCCAUUUUGCAGUGCAGAGAAGCCGGAAUACGCGUAGUGAUGAUUACUGGUGACAACAAAGACACUGCCGAGGCAGUGGCUGAUCUAGUGCACAUCCGCGAAGGCUUCGACAAAACAUUCCCGUCGUAUACUGGGAAGGAAUUUGAAGCACUGUCCGCAUCAGAGAAAAUGAAGGUUCUCUCCUCUCCGGGUGGUGCUAUUUUCUCUCGCACGGAACCCAAGCACAAACAACUUAUAGUCAAACUGCUCAAGGAGUUGGGGGAAACCACAGCAAUGACGGGGGACGGAGUUAACGAUGCGCCUGCGCUGAAACAAGCAGAUAUUGGGGUUGCUAUGGGCAUAGCAGGCACAGAAGUGGCUAAGGAGGCGUCAGAUAUGGUCCUGGCAGACGACAACUUCAGCACUAUCGUUUCUGCUGUCGAAGAGGGCCGGUCUAUUUACAACAACAUGAAGGCGUUUAUUCGGUACUUGAUUAGCAGCAAUAUUGGAGAGGUCGCCUCCAUUUUCAUGACCGCAGCUCUUGGGGUUCCUGAGGGCCUUACGCCGGUUCAGCUACUGUGGGUGAAUCUUGUGACAGACGGGCCUCCGGCUACCGCUCUCGGCUUUAACCCAGCGGAUGACGACGUGAUGAAGCGACCUCCGCGUCACCGUGACGACCGGUUGAUCAGCACUUGGAUCUUCUUGCGAUAUUUGUUGGUUGGAAUCUAUGUUGGGUUUGCAACAGUGGGCAUCUUUGUCUGGUGGUAUGUCUUCGGGACAGACCCUGCAGACACACACACGCUCCUUAGUGUUCCGCAGCUCAUGGCGUGGGGUCGGUGCUCCACGUGGAAAGGUUUUAAUCCCGUGCCUGUUUUCGGAAUGCCCGAGAACGAGCCUUGCUCCUACUUCACAAUCGGCAAGGCCAAGGCCAGUACUCUCAGUUUAACUGUAUUAGUGGUUAUUGAAAUGUUCAAUGCAUUUAAUGCUCUUUCCGAGAAUCACUCCCUUCUUCGCAUGCCUCCCUGGCGCCGUGUCUUCGGCGUAGUCGAACUCACUGCAAUGGACUGGGUGUAUGUACUACUUUGGUCCUUCCCGAUUAUUAUCCUUGACGAGUUCCUCAAGUUUCUCGGACGUCGGCACUUUGCUCAGCAGCGCGCUGCUGCUUUGAAGGGUGGUAAGAAGGAUUAA
Molecule: messenger RNA, 3093 nt
Organism: Eimeria maxima
Lineage: Eukaryota; Apicomplexa; Conoidasida; Eucoccidiorida; Eimeriidae
Product: calcium-transporting ATPase, putative
Exons: 16
Coding region: 1-3093 (1030 amino acids)
Biological process (GO): calcium ion transmembrane transport; intracellular calcium ion homeostasis
Cellular component (GO): membrane
Molecular function (GO): ATP hydrolysis activity; P-type calcium transporter activity; ATP binding
Source: RefSeq, a predicted model, not a curated record